Thermochaetoides thermophila DSM 1495 is the source of this 1242-nucleotide messenger RNA. Its product is annotated as endo-1,4-beta-mannosidase-like protein. The record is from RefSeq and is a predicted model, not a curated record. The transcript is spliced from 3 exons. Gene Ontology annotation, molecular function: hydrolase activity, hydrolyzing O-glycosyl compounds. Gene Ontology annotation, biological process: carbohydrate metabolic process. Bases 1 to 1242 code for a protein of 413 amino acids. NCBI's taxonomy places the organism in Eukaryota, Fungi, Ascomycota, Sordariomycetes, Sordariales, Chaetomiaceae.
AUGCACCUCCUGACUUGCAAGUUGCUUGCAACUAGCCUUCUGGUCACCACAGCCUAUGGUCUUCCAGGCAUUCACGCCAAUGCCCGCAAAGAUCCUCGAUUUGUGACUGUGGAGGGAGAAAGGUUCAAGCUCAAUGGCAGAGACUUUCAUUUUGCUGGCUCCAAUGCCUAUUACUUCCCAUUUAAUGCAGAUCAAGCAGAUAUCGAGAAAGGCUUACUUGCUGCUAAAAAUGCUGGCUUGACUGUGUUCCGUACUUGGGGUUUCAACGAUAAAAACAGCAGCUAUAUUCCUGGCGGCUUGCCACAAUAUGGUGGUGAAGGUGCUGGUCCGUCUGAGGUUGUGUUUCAAUGGUGGCAUCCCAACGGCACAUCAACCAUCAACGUUGCAGGCUUUGACAAGGUCGUCAAUGCCGCCAUCAAGACCGACAUGAAGCUCAUCGUUGCACUGACCAACAACUGGGCUGAUUAUGGUGGCAUGGAUGUCUACACUGUCAACCUUGGUGGCAGAUAUCAUGAUGAUUUCUAUCGCCUUCCCAAGAUUAAGAGUGCUUUCAAGCGCUAUGUGAAGACGAUCGUCACCCGCUACAAAGAUUCGCCGGCCAUCCUUGCCUGGGAAUUGGCCAAUGAGCCUCGCUGCGGCGCUGAUGGUGUCCGUAACCUUCCUCGGAGUCCGGACUGCACACCGGCUGUUCUUAGUGCUUGGAUUGCUGAGAUGAGCGCCUACAUCAAGAGCUUGGACCCCAACCACCUUGUCACCUGGGGCGGCGAGGGCGGGUUCAAUCGCGAGUCCGAUGACUGGGCGUAUAAUGGCGCUGAUGGCGGUGACUUUGACCAUGAGCUCUCUCUCAAGACGAUCGACUUUGGUACUUUCCAUUCCUACCCUGAUUGGUGGAGCAAGACGACCGAUUGGACAGAACAGUGGAUUCGCGAUCACGCGGCCGCAGGUCGCAGGGCGCGCAAGCCUGUUGUUCAUGAAGAAUAUGGUUGGCUGACUCCUGAGCUGCGGCUUGAGUACACUGGCAGGGUCGACAAUCGUACCCGCGUCGAGGUCAUGGGUCGUUGGCAGAAGAUCACUGUUGCUGAAAAGCUGGCUGGUAGCAUGUACUGGCAGUAUGGCUACUCAAAUUAUUCUUAUGGACGCAACCACAAUGACGGCUUCACUAUUUACCUCGAUGAUUCUGAGGCGCAGGUGCUUGUGUACCAGCACGCGAAGGAGAUGAAUGCGCUGAACCGUCGUCGUUGA